AUGUAUGGUGACUUCAUCACAAAGAACGCGGGCGCGGUAUCGCAGAUCGAGAGUGCGCUCAGAAGCUUGACAUAUAUAGUUCCUGCGCGCUUCAAAGAUGUCGAACUCGCGUCGGAGUCGCUCCACAGCGGGAUCCAGCUCCUCUCGCUAUACCACGACUCGCUGCUCGCGCGCUCGCCGGCGCUCGCCAACGCUGCUGCCUCGUCCUCCCUGCCGCGCGAAAAACCCUCCCCGCAUAAUCGCUACACUAAAUUCUGGACGACGCGCAGUCCCUCCUACCGUCGCGUCGCGCUGUUGAUCACCAUGAUCCAGUACACCGAGCUGCUGUGGGAGAUGGCCGCCAAGCGCCGCGGGAAGAAGAUGCGCUGGCAUGUUGUUAUUGUGCUCGAGACGGUCAAGGCGCUGUGCAGGCUGCUGUUGCUACGGUUGACGAACUCGCGGCCGUUGCUAACGCCACCGUUGCCUGAGAGGGAGAUUGACCCGGCCGCGCUGGAGGAGAGCAGCGUUUUCGAGCCCGAGUCUCCGCCGCCUGGAGAGGCGACGGGCUGGAAGAUGCCGCGCACGGGAUUGGAACUUCCCAGUCUUCCCAACAGCGGGAAGAUCUCGCAGUACCUCCUCAGCAAGGUGCUGACGGCCGAGGACGUCAAGCCGCCCGCCCAGCUCCUGCACCGCAUCCGCGGCACCGGUUACCUCGCCGAGGUGCUGUACAUCCUUCGGCCGGUGGUGUACGCGGUCGCGAUGAAGCGGUUCGCCAACGACCGCAAGAGCUGGACACCGUGGUUACUCGGGUUCUCGCUCGAGUACGCUGCGAGGCAGAUGACGAAGCGCGAGCUCGAAACGAGUGUACCGGGUGGACUACGGGGUUUGACGCAGCUGGAACGAGACGAGCUCACAAGAAGGGCUUGGGCAAUGGGCUGGUGGGGUGUUCGUGGUGCUUUCUAUGAGAAUAUCACCGGACCGUUCCUGCAGGGCAUCUCUGGUAGGCUCAAUAACCAACCGGUACUCGGCCUGCUUGGCGGCGUCCUCGAGGAUUACCAGUACCUCUGGGACAACUAUUAUUUCUCAUCCGCGACACUAUAG
Messenger RNA from Tricharina praecox, 1080 nucleotides. RefSeq names its product peroxisome membrane protein. Gene Ontology annotation, biological process: peroxisome organization. Lineage: Eukaryota; Fungi; Ascomycota; Pezizomycetes; Pezizales; Pyronemataceae. The record is from RefSeq and is a predicted model, not a curated record. Gene Ontology annotation, cellular component: peroxisomal membrane. Bases 1 to 1080 code for a protein of 359 amino acids. The transcript is spliced from 3 exons.